AUGAGCCCGCUAUUUGAGUUUAAGUACGACUCUUGCGACUUCCAUUGGGUACCCGUCUGCGAUACGCGGGCCGCUCUUAAGCCAGCUAACCGGCGUUCGGACACUUAUUUUCUCGUGGGUGUGAUUGAGAGUGUGGCUGCUACUUCCUCACAAUCUGCAGGUGGAGAUGAAGCUGAAGUCGCGAGUGGUGUCACUUCAGGAGGUGCAGAAGCUGGCCUCCUUCAAGCUAUCUAUUGCAAGGGUUCUCGAUGGCCACGUGUGCUUCCUCGACCACUUGUCUCAAGCUUGCAGAUGCGUCUACCGCUUUGUCAUCUCGACCGAGACCAGGCUGCUCUAGAACAUGGAAGUAAUCCGCCCGAAGAAUUUCCAACUAUCUCACUUAUUGUCGAAUAUACUCUUGGAUUAGUUCGUUAG
Molecule: messenger RNA, 414 nt
Organism: Protopolystoma xenopodis
Lineage: Eukaryota; Metazoa; Platyhelminthes; Monogenea; Polystomatidea; Polystomatidae
Source: the annotation of a GenBank genome assembly